AUGGAGGCUUCUCUGGUAAGACCUAAAGGAGAUUUCGUCAAUUGAGAAAUAAUUUAUUGUAUUCAUGGGAAUUGAUUGAAUGUUUCAGUAAUUACCAACCCUUACGUAUGUUGAAUUUUUUAUUUUAUCUAAUUUGAAGGAGGCCUUGAAAUCGGUGUUCGAACCAGAUUUGGUGAAAAAGACGCUCUCUUUGAUGCAAGUUUAUGUGAGAAACAUAGUGAAAGACCCAAGCAAUCAGAAAUACAGGAAAAUUCGAAUAAGUUAGUAAGCAUCGAUUAUGAACCGAAUUCCAUUGAUAUUUGACUUGUUAUGCUUAGUUUUACGUCAGUUUCACUUGCAUGUUUAUUGUAGCACAUGUGAUGAUGUUUUGUUGUCAAAUAUCAGGUAACCCCAAGUUCAAUGCCACCAUCUGGCAAGUGGAACAAGCCAGGACGUUUUUACUGUUUGCAGGGUUUGAACAGGUUCAGUUAGUUUUAAAUUAUAAGCUUUAUAUACACUAACUUUUUGUAAUAAACACACUGUAUGUUUACUUUGAGAUUUACAAUGUAUGUACAAUGUAUGUACAAUGUACUGUGUGCAUUUAAAAAUGCACACAGUGAACCCUACCUAGCUUUGCACCUGGAAUAACAAAUGCUUACUUGUGUCUUCCCUCUAAUUUAUCAGGAGAAAUUUUCCAUGUAUAAUAAUGAAAAUGAUUACUUCACUUUUCUAACCCUAACCCUAAGACUCUGUUACAUAUACAUGUACCCCAAAGACAAGCAGUCAGGUAGCUUGAUAAGUUUAAAGUGGCAGCAUAUCAAGAAUAAGUUUAAAGUGGCAGCAUAUUAAGAAUAAUUUUUGUUGCACUAAUAGACAAUCUUCAAAAGUUUAGGAAACUCUUUGGAAUCUCAAAACAGGAUCAUUUUCAUAAUCUCAUAAACAGUUUUCAUUUGGGCAGAUAAAGACUUCAUUGUUUGAAAAGCCUACUUCUCCUAUAAAGCAAAGGUUACAAAACUAUGAAACAUGGCCUAAUUUGAAUUUAAUUUGAUGAGACUACUUUAAUUUCAUUAGCUUUUGGUGUAGCCAUCAGACAUGAAAUGUAUUGUCAUAUCAAGCAAUUGAUGGAGGAGUUCCAAUAAGAGCCUUACAUGGCAUAACAAAUAGCCCUUAUUGCCAUCUGUUGAGAUUUCAUUUUAUAUAGAUUUGCCUUGCCCCUUUGGUUGUUGUAGUGGCAUAUUCCACCACAGGUAAUCAUUUGAAGUGUGAAAAAAAAAAAGCCCCUCUGUUUUGCAACUAGCUUCCAAAAUAAGAUUUUUUUAGUGGUUAAUGAAUUUCUUUUUGUAUCUAUGCCAUAAUGUCUCUUUAGGAAGGGGAUUUUCUGUUUCUACCCUCUUCUAUAAAACUUGAUGGAGCCAAACUGUUGAUUGAUGAAGCUCUUGGUAUUUUACCAUCAAGUCAAACACUCUCAGUUACUGGUAACUCCCCUGCUGCCACUCAACCCAGCGGUGUGCUCAAGCUUAAUAAACAGAAAGGUGAGUAAAAGUCACUGAAUAUGAGUUACACCAGGAAUAAUCUGUUUGGUUCCUAUACUUAUGAGGUCAUGAAAUUACAUAGAAUAAUGACAUGCAUCAAUACAAAAAAGCUCUGUGGUUCCAACUGUCAACAUGUGUGUGAUAAUAAAUAUAUUUUGAUUUCUAAUGCCUUUCAAUUUAUCAGACUCAAGCUUGUUUGAUCAAGAUGUCAAGGCAGAUCUCACCUUGCUGUCCUACAUGAAGGAAAUGGGUAAUUAUACAAUAGCUUUUCAAAGUGCUCUUACAGUGUACUUUUUUGAAUUAAUACAGUAGAAUCCUGCUGACUUAAACUCCCAAGGGAAAUGGAAAUUGGUUCAAGCUGGGUUUCUGCUUACUGGGUUGGUGUUGAAAUUCAAGUAUUUUGGUAAUAUUUAAUAAGGAAUCAUGUGUUUACUAUUUUUGUACAAUCAACAGUCAUUUUUAUCCAAUUAUUUUGUUUUUACAAGAAUGUUUAGUUUGGGAGGUUCAUUGAACUUUUUCUGAAAUGUUAUCAUGUUUAUGUCACUUGUGAUCAAUCAGCUAUGCUCUGACACUUUGAUGUUUGUAAACUGACCUUUUUAGGUAAAGUUUUAGCUACAAGCUAAAUUUGAGCCAAGGCAAAGUUAAGUUUGAGUCAAUAGGUAGUUCAAGUUAACUGAACUGCAGUUAACUGCAGUUACCCAUUCUGUAUUUACCAAUGAGAAACAACAAUAAUGUCCACGAAUAAUAUUUUCAUUAAGUCUCAUGGCUUGUACUUACAGGUUAUGAUGUCGGUGUAGCAGAAAGAGCUCUUAUUGUUACAAAAAACAGUGGAAUUCAGCCUGCUAUAGAUUGGUAGGUGCUAAUAAUUUGGCACGAAAGUUUUCACUUAAACAAGAGCUAAAAUUAAGGAACAGUAUAACAGACAUUCUGAAAACAAAAACACAAUAUCUUUUUUACUAGCUUGUUGUUAACACUAUAGGAUAAACCAGAACCCUGAUAAAGCAAGGGCGCCUCUCAGGAAUUCAGGGGCUAAUGUUCCACAGGAUAACUCAGAGAUUAACAGACAGGAACCACUUGCUUGCAACUUAUCAUUUGUAGUAAGUCACUUGCGCAUACUUUUAUACUUUUUUCUACAUUGUAUGCUAAUGUCAAGUCUACCCAGAAUUUUCUGCCAAUCAUUUACAGAGGACUUUCAUCACUGAUGACCACUUAUGCAAUAUUAUAUUUUUACAGUCAGCACCAGUUCUAUCUAGAUUCCAAAAGACAAUAGAUGAAAGGCAUAAAUUCCAGGAAAAACUCAGACUGGAAGCAAUUGAGGAGGCAAAGUAUGGAAACUAAGUGUCCAAUUCAACUGUGUUGAAGUUGUUUUUCUUCCUAGAAUAAACAGAUGUACCCUCACACAUUAUUAUGCAUAGAGGGCCACAACUGGGUCAUACUUAAUAUAUGCAUAUCAAGUUUCUGUUACAGACAAUGGAACAAAAGCAAAGCAGAAGGCUUUUCUCCCAUUGUCAAUAGGGAAGAAAACAGUAAAAAUAAAGACAAUAAACUUUUCAAGUGGAAUGCCAUCUACUGUGAAAUAUUUGCCACUGCUUUCUUAAGAGUGGAACAAAGGCAAAGUAGUAAGCUUUUCUCCUAUUGUUAAUAGAGAUGGAAAUGAUGAAAAUGAAAGAUGGUGUUUGUUUUUUUGUUUCAUGUGGAAUGCCAUCUCCUGUACUGAAAUAUUUGCUUCUCACCAAACACCAAAAAGAUAUCAGGGAUGUGGAAUAACUUUUUUUUAUAUCAAUAAAGUAAAAGAGGCAUGCACUGUAUACCAUUUGCACUAAGAUGGAAUAUAGUAAAUGAAUUUAUCUAUUUCUUCUAGAUUAGAAAAGCAGAGAAAGAAACUUCAUAAGGAAUAUUUAUUGAAAGAUUUGAAGGAUGAUAAAGAAGAAAAAUUGGAAAAGGUGUGAUGUUUUUCCAUGACAAUGCACAUAAUAAUAGUUGAAAUAGUAACUUCAGAGAUGCAGCACCAAAAGGUGCUUUGAUUUAUCUUCAUCAAAUGGGUGAAAAUUUGCAUAUGGUUGAAUAAAAUUUUUAACACAUGAUGCACUCUUCUAUCAUGCUUAUGUAUACUAAGCUAUGUGCAACUGAUCUGAUUUUUAAAACAGUGGACAUUUCCACAGCAUAACUUUCUUCUGCACUCAAAGUUCGAGGUGUUUUUUAUUCUCUAUUUCAAUUACUUUCAAUUUGUUUUAGUUUUAAUCUUAAGCAAUGCAAUCCCUGCCUUAGAAAUUCUCCCACAUGUACAUGUACUUGAUCUAAUACAUUCUAAAUUAAGUUGUUCAAAAGUGCAUGGGAAGUACGUAAGGUGUCUUGAUGGAUGGAUGCUCAUGUACUCAAAUUAUCACGAUAUAUCACCUAGACAAAACAGGCAAAGCUUGCAGAUAACAACCCAGGCCCAUCAAAUGAGCCAACUGCUGAUCAGCAUUGUGAUUUAAGUGAUUGUGUAUCAUCAUCAAUGGUGGAACUGAGAAUAAGAAUGCCAAACAGUCAGGUACUUUGUUAAAUGAAAAUCAAUCGUAACUAAUUAUAAGUAGAGCUGAAGAAAUUUAACAAUAAAAGAAAUAGGAAUAAAAGAAAACUUGUUUUUUAUUGCCAUUAUAACUUUUUAAAUCUUCACUACAGCAGGAUCAGUCCAGUUUAAUAAUUUUGUAAUAAGUACCCCCUUCAAUUAAGUGCCCUCCUUCCAAUAAGCACCCCUACUUCUAGCUGAAACAAGUGCCCAGGUGCUUAAUCAAGGUAAUGCGGUGUUAGAAGUUUGGGUUACUGAUUCAAACUGAGCUAUGAAACUACAAUACACACAGGAGAGAAGGUCAAGAUUAUGUCAAAUGUGGGUAGAUGUUUGGUUAAGUUUUCAGUAUUGUAGAAUUAUUCAUCUCUCCAUGUUAUGCCCAACACACGUCAUUGCAUGUAUGGUUGUUUUGUCAACACCCAAGAAUAUUAGGUGAUAAUGAAGAAACAUUAACAGGCUUGGUCAAUGCCACCAACAUUCUCAUUUUACUUUUGCCUUUUUCAGGUUUUAACUGUUUGUCUCUCUGAGGAUUCAACAGUUCAAGCGUUAUAUCAGUGAGUAACUUUCAACAUCACCGAGGAACUUGUAGCAGUGACUCUGGACUUACUUUCUAAAAAUUAUUUUACACCCUGGUUAAAUCAGUUCAGAAAAUUACUUAUGAUUUUUAUCCAGAGGAAGAUAAAUUAUUUUCAAUUUUGUUGUUUACAGAGAGGUUAUAAAGCAAUGGCCCACAAAUGACACUGUAAACUUGGAUGAUAUUUUCCUUAUGACAUCAUUUCCUCAGAGAAGAAUUUACGACCUGGAAAGAACUUUACAAGAAGCAGGUACAUGAUCAGCUUUAGAUCUACAUGCUAUUUUCAGAUAAGCAAUGCGGCCUAGUAAAUUGAAUAGAGAAUGUCUCUUCGGGUAAAUGUUGUCCUUUGAAUUGAGAAGGAUGUAAAUUUCUUAAGAGACAAGACAACAUCGAGGAAAAGAAAACUGAGAUAAAAAAAAGGUAACUUAGGUACACAACACAUACUGCGAGGGUUUACACUGAUCACAAAUGUGAUGUUAAUCGCAAUGAAACGAAAACAAAUUGUGUGCAAUGAAACUGUCAAACAACAGUCAAUGCUGAGAAGAAGAUUAGUCAAGUUGAUAACAUAAUGGAGUAACCGCCUACCAAAAUAUGAUUAAAGUAACGUUUUCAACAUAACCUGAUCACGGGUUCCAUAUUGGAGGUACAAAUUAAUCGUGAGGGAGUCGAGUGCUUGCCUUGGGUAGUAACCUCGUGGCACACCCAGUUGUAUACGGAAUUUUCUGCGGAUGAAUUUUUCAUUAUUUUCUCACAGAGUUUUAUUUGACAUUUCUUUUUAUUUCUAAACGCAGUAGUUAGGGAAUCUCAUUCUUGUGCUGUUCAUAGGCCAGGUCACUUAAAAAAAUUGUUUUGGUAUGGAUUCUCUUAAAUUUAGGACUUGUAGAAAACUUAUAUCCUUUGGCAUUACCAGAAGCAUAUGACGUAGGUUAUACGCUCCUUGAAGUACUUAUCGGAAAUGAAUUGUUCGUCAGAGUUUUGGGAAUGAAAUGUAUGAUUGGACCUGAUUUGUAGGUUUGGUGCCUCGUGCAACUGUUGUGGUACAGAGAACAGAUCAACAAGGCGUUGUUGUUCAGGGAGAGGGAGCAGGUAAAACCAGCGUCCUUUUUCAUAAACUGUUGUCCAUACUUGUAUACUUCACCCACGAAUUCAAACGUAAGAUGAAAGGCUAAAGUUCUUUAUUCUUGUUUGUUGUUUUUUUUAAAGAAGCAUAACCAGUUCAUCCAGUUCGGAAUACUGUCACCACCUGACAGAAUGAGGAUGUUUUCUAUGCAGCUUAAGUUAUAAACUGAAAUAAUCCUUUACCACCCGAUGUAAAAAACUUGUUACCCAUACAUCCUUAGGUCGACUUCUUCUCACUGCUCCAUAGUCUCUGCAUUAUUUAGUUUUAAACCAUAAGCUCAUGACCUAGGUUAUAAGCUACUGAUUAAACUAGUUGCGCCCUUCGCGGAUACGAGAGCGAUCCCAGUAUGUAGUAUCAAACAUCCACCUGUGUGUAUGGGCCAUGAGGGCCUGUUUUCAUGGACUGUGAAUGACGUUUCGAUAUGAGAGAAAGUUUUUCUCAGAAUAUCUAUUGUACCUUGUCAUUUGUUUCUAUCGUAGUGUGCGGUAUACGAAAUAUCACGAAACUCGACGACUGGCAAUCAGUACUGAGUGAGCGGGACAAACUAAUUGUUGUUCAGUUUUAUGCCAGUUGGUAAGCUGACCGACCCAUUUAGUCACUUUUCAUUAGGGUAACACAAGAAAAGAGCAUCCACUUAAAAUCCAUUUUUUCCAUGUAAAGCUACUGAACCGAGAUCUUUUUAGUCAUUGUACUUUGUUGCAGCAAAUUGCUUACUUCUGUCGUUGCUAAGGCCUCUUUAAACUUUUCCUUUGUGACAAAAGUCCGCUUAGUUCACCUUUCGUUUUACUUUGAGAAUUGCGCUUUUUAAGGUAGAAAGUUAAAACAACAUUGUAUUUUAUUGCAGGUGUUCAUUAUGUAGGUCCGUUUCAGACUCAUUCGAUUCAUUAAACGCAAAAUAUGGAAUGAACAGACAAGUUGUAUUUGUGCGGGUUAACGUCGAACAGUUGAAGGUUGGUGACAUCACCAAAUGUAAUAUUACUCUAAUUGGCUGGUAGAAAUGUCAACUGUUGGUUUAGCGCCUGGUAUAUCAUUCUGACUAUCUCACCUUGGAAGUCAAGUCUCUCUAGAGUCCUAGUCGGUGAUAUUUCAAACUUUUCGUAGAGAGUAAAUACUUUUUGGAAAAUACGUGUGGCAAAUCUAGGUUUCUGUUUAUCUCAUUUGUUGUAUUUCUGUGACUGACGCUUACUAAACGUCUAGUAAAGACUAAUUAAACGUGAAUGUAUCUCCCUUUUACUCUGAUGUGGUUAUUGACAGGUGCUAAAAUACCAACAGAGAGUCACGUCACUGCCGACUUUUAAACUCGUUUGGAACGCACAGGUAUUUGAUAUAUUAGCUGAUGAUUAGAUAAUAUUUUUAAGUCCUUUUACCAGACUUCUUUCCGUGCCAUGGACUUGUCGUGGGAUAAUUUCCUUGAAACUAAAAGAAUUACUUCUUUUUUAUGUGUUACUUAGACUUUAGCUCAUGUAGAAGGAACAAAUAUGGAUGAUUUGAGGCAAGAAAUCGAGAAAAACAUGAGGGGGCCAAGUGACACGAUCCCACAAGAAGAGCCAUCGCUGGAUGAUUUGAACCAUGACCCGAGAUGA
Molecule: messenger RNA, 7339 nt
Organism: Pocillopora meandrina
Lineage: Eukaryota; Metazoa; Cnidaria; Anthozoa; Scleractinia; Pocilloporidae
Source: the annotation of a GenBank genome assembly